Messenger RNA from Anolis sagrei ordinatus, 5413 nucleotides. RefSeq names its product cilia and flagella associated protein 61 (gene CFAP61). NCBI's taxonomy places the organism in Eukaryota, Metazoa, Chordata, Lepidosauria, Squamata, Anolidae. The record is from RefSeq and is a predicted model, not a curated record.
GGCCGGGAAGCUCGACCUCUCCGUCGCCUUGGCAACGGGCACGCGCCGUGGUCCUGAUUCAGAGCUUGAAGCCCAGCAGCACAUUGAGAGGCCUCCUUUGCUGAAAGUUUAGAAUAUGACUUCAUUAUUACGUCUAACAUCAUCGCCUAUUCAAUCUACUGUCACACUCAAUGCCAGAAGAACAGAAUCCCAUGAUAUUCCUAAUAUUGUUGGUCACAUGAAAUAUGAUACAGAAAGACUUUUUGGCAGAGUCAAUGUUAUUUAUCUUUUAGAAAAAGCCAACCUUGCAGUGACUGUGAUUAAUGAGAAGAAUAUACCUGUUGCUCAUGCUGCAUUUGUGGACUACCCCAAUUGGGAUUUUGUUGAUGAGGCUCACUGGGAAUCAUACUUAGAAGAAAAUUAUGAUAAUGUUAGGUGUACGCCUUUAAAUACAUUGUUCUUGCAUCUGUUUGUGACAACUGAUGAAUAUGUCGUUGAUUGUUUCCAUGAAAUUAUGAAGACUGUCUUUAAAACCGUACCAGAGCUGCAUUUCAUACUUCUCUUCGUGCCAUCUCAAGAGGAUUUGGGUUUAGAUUUAGCAACUGCUUUUGUACCAAUGGAGAAUAAAGGUCCAACUUUGCAAAUAGAAUAUAGCCUGUAUGUGGCUCACAGGCACCAGUAUCGCCCUCAGCUCUAUGUGCGCCAUGCCAGGGUAGAAGACCAUGAUGAUCUCACCCCUAUCUUUGCACGCCACAAUGAUACUCUGAGAGAAACGUACGGAGACUACUUCCUUGCUGAAUUAAUAGAAGCCCAAGAUGAAGAGAAUAUUGCUGUGGUUUGUGAGGAUGAUGGAUUUGCAGUGGGCUUCAUGAGUGUAUGCUCUGAAGUGAAUGUACAAUUGCUUCAUGACUGCUUUGACUUGGGCCCCUUUCAUGGACUGUGUAAACCACACCCAGAUGACAUUCUUAAGCCACCCCCAAUGCCAGUUGACACAGGUGAAGAAUCCAGUAGUCUCGCAAGUGAAAAAGAAGAGAGUACAGGUAGCCAGGAUAAAGAUAUCCAGAGAGAUGGCAAAAUUGAAAGCACUAUUUCUCAGCCUUCUCAUACUGGCAUAAUAUCUAUAAAAGGAAGUGUUCAGAGUAAAUCGUCAGACGUGAAAGAGGGAUUGCAAAUUCAGUCUUCAGUAGAAUUGCCAUUAGACAAAGACGCAAGCAAGAUUUCGAAAGCCACGGAGACACUAUCCACUAUCAGUCUCGAUAGAGAAGCUUUUCACCCAGUGUAUAAAGGAGCAGUAAAUGCUUUCUGUAUUCAGCUCUUUUGUAUUGAUGAGAAAUAUGAAACAAGGUCACUGGAUUUUCUCAAUGUUGUUUUCAACCUUUUCCCAGAUAGAGAUUUCUGCAUUAUUUCAGUACCACAUAUGGUGCCUGAAUUUCACUUAAUUCAGAACUUUGUCAGGAUCAUUCCCUUUAGUAAUUGCACACUGAAUCAGGAGCUCUAUGUGUUUCACCGCUCUGGACUGCUGAAGUCUUUUCUUGUAAGAGCAGCAAGAUCUGAUGAUAUCCCUUCUGUUGAUUUGCUAGUGAAAACCUUAGAAUUGAACAAGAGUAUUUUGGAUGAUGUAGAUAAAUACAUAGAAGCACGAAGAGAUCCAGAUGGGACACCAGUGAAGGCAUUUGUAGCAGAAGUCUUGGAUCAAAUUGUUGGAAUAGCAGUUAUUAGGAAUGAAGUGGAUAUUGAAUAUAUUCGCUCGCACUACAACAUUGAAGACUUUAUUUAUUUCAGCCAUUAUCAGCAAGAAGAACAUGCACAUCUUUACCAUUUUGCUCUAAAUCCUAUCUUUCAUCACUAUGCAAAACAUUUUAUGAAGGAGAUACUUCGGCUUGCCUUCAAAUCCUGUCUCUACUACCCUAUUUAUCCACAGCCUGAAGAAGGGAAGUUCCAGAAUCCCUCUGCCCAUUCCCUGACAUCUGCCCUUCAUUACAUGGUUCCCGUGCGACCAAGACGACAGAUUGUCUAUCCUUUGGAAAAACUUGGCAUAAACGCUCCAUCAAAAGAGGUCUCUAAGGAUCAGUUAAAGUAUGCUCUGAACCACUUUAAUCGAAAGUUGUCUUUAGAGCCUAAGGUGUCUGUCAAUGCUAGAAUUGUAGUCGUUGGUGCAUCAAAUGUUGGGAUCUCCUUCUUGGAAACACUGAUUUUUUGCCCACACUUGAAAUUCAACAAUCUUACCUUGGUUUCAACUCAUGGACUGCCAGGGAAAGGUGAAUCAAACAAUCUGAGAUGUUUAAUUAACAGCCACUGUUUUAAUGAAGAUGACUAUGCAUUGAUGUCACUUGCUUCAUGGAUUAAAGUUGUGGCUGGAAAAAUGAUUGGUAUAGACAGAUCUGCAAAGCAUGUCAUAGUUUCCAAUAAUAAAAAAGUACCGUAUGACCACCUUAUUCUCUGCACUGGCCAGCAGUAUCAGGUCCCAUGUCCUACUGGUGCAGAUAUUAAAAAAUUGUUAACCAACAGAGAGGUCCCAAACACGAGUGAACAAAAAUAUACAGGAACUGUGCCUUCCAAUCUUUUUGUUAUUUGUGAUGAUGAAGAUACCUCAAUGGCUAUUAAGUGGCUCAAAGAAAAAGUUGUUAAUAAUUCAGGAAAUGUUAUUGUCUAUGGGAAUACCAUUGACGUUUAUACCACUACAGAAUCCCUCUUAUCAUUAGGAAUUGAGGGCAACCAGAUACACCUUGUGCAUCCUCCUGCCGUCUCCAAUGUUACUUCUCUCAAUAACAAUCCUAUUGAGAAGGCUGUCCAAAAAGCAUUGGCCAGGGCUGGUGUGACUGAAUAUCAUGACAGCCUGUUGGCUCAGUGGAAUGAAGGAGACUACCCAGAUCCAAUUACAUUUGCAUCGUUCACUACUAAAACAAAGCCAUUUAAGUUGCAAUGUUCUGCAUUCUUUAACUUUACCAACAAGAAUGUGGAUUAUGAUGCCUUCAAGGCAGUUAAUGACGCCUGUCUUGUUUAUGAUGGGAGGCUUGUGAUUGACACCAACUUCCAUACCAAUGAUGUGGCCAUCAGAGCUGCAGGUCCAUUGACCAAGUUCUCCAAUAUAUAUUAUGCCAAUGAAUGGACACACAUCAACUUUAGCUCAAAAGAGAUUGGUUUCCAGCUUGCUGCCACCAUGCUGAAUCUUUUUGAUCCAACUCUGGAGCCAGUGUUUGAACCUCCAGAAGAUUUGGAUAGACUUAUUCCCAUGUACAAGGGAUGCAAAAUUCAAGGUGGUGUUCUACCUGGAAAAUAUAAUUACUUGCAUAUUUUUAAACCUGGAUUACCCGGCCGUUUAGAUGUUCAAGAAUCACAAUCUAAUUAUGGGAUGGCAAUUACGACAGGAGAUGCAGUAAAGGGGACUUAUUUCCGAAUCCAUAUCAAUCAGUACAGUAUGGUGGAAACUAUUACCUGCUUUUCAACGAAGCCUAUUCCUGCCUCCAAUUAUAUAUGCUUGUAUGGACAGCAUGAGCGUCUUCUGAAUAAUCUUUGUUCUCGUUGGAGAGAAGGACUGAUCACAAAUCUCUAUAGCUACUUCAAGGAACCUUGGGCCCUGGCCAUCUUUCACGAUCGUUUUAUUGAUCUGAAGAAAGAACUGCGCCAGAUUCUAGCAUCUGCGGAGGAUGAAGAUAUUCCUUCCAUGGAAGAACUCAUUCGCCAAGUGGUGGAAGGGGAGCUUACACUAUAUGAGAGACCAAAGACUUACCUCAAACGGUCCUAUAAAAACUCGAUCCACAAAAGACUGGUGGAGAAAAGCAUUCUCAGUUAUCUGGACUAUAACCAUUAUCACCUGCCAAUGUUUGCUUGGCCAGGCAUCGUUUAGGAAUUGCUGGUUUUUUUCAUUUAGAAAGUCAGUUCUGGGAGUGAGAGGGGGCAUGAUGGUAUAUUACUCAGGUCUCAUUUUUUCCUGACUGCUCAAGUGAAAAUGUGUCUUUUUAAAACACCCCAGUAGGUGGAGCAUAAUGCUAAUUUUAUAAAUCAGGAAAGCAGUCUCAAAACAUAAAACAAAAACCAAUGCAGUUUUAAGUGACAUUCAAAACAGUUCCUACAGAGUGCAAAAUUUUCUGAAAGCUAUCCAUUAAAGAUAUAUAUUUUUAAUUUUAAGGCAUUUAUUCUUUGCUCCUGUUUAUCUGAUCUGAAACCAGCAAAAUUCUGAUCAAGGGCCUUUGUCUCCUUUUCAGUGACUCGGUUUAAUAUUGCAGGAACUCCGUUUCACUGCACUGACUCAGCUUUCUGAGUUUUGCUGCCUUUAAGCCCUGAAGUCGCCUGAGCUGCUCUGAGCCAGGGACUCCCUCCCAAGCAGAACCUGACAGAUGGCUGGUGAUAUUUGCAUACUGCAUUUUAGCUUUUUAAUUGUUCGUUCCAAAUGCGAACUUUGUAUCUCUCUGUCUUCCUGGACAGAAGGUACAUUGUAGUGGGAGGGAGGUCAAUUCUCUAAUGUGCUGGCUAGUGACCCAGCAGCUGUGGGGUUAACUCCCUUUCCAGAGGCAUCUCAGCAACCCAUUGACCAAUUGCAACUUGGCCCAUUGAACGUUGUUUGCUAUUGGCCCAAUCAAUAAAAUAGAAAAAUCACCCAAGGCGGGAAAAUAAAGCAAAUGAAAUCUGUCAAAUGAAAUUGGACUGUUUCCCUUUAUUCCAAAUAGUGAAUUUGAGGAUAUAGAAUACUGGUAGUAAAAGUACCACAAUAAAAUACACACUUUUGAAUAUAGACACCUUUACUUCUGACAUAGUUAUAAUUUGUCUCUGCCAAAUGAAGGGCCAUAAUACUAACUGAAAAAAGAAGGUUGGGACUACGAGGCCAAACACCUACCAUAACAUUUCUUACCGGUUUUCACAAUUUCCUUUCUCCCCAAGAUUGCACUCCUAUAUGUUUCAGCCUAGAACCAAGUCCUACUGAGAAUAGUAACUUAUUCAUAUGUCAGUGUUUACUGGAUUGCACUGCUAAACUUUCUUGACAUUUCUUGGGUUUCUGUUACAUUCGUUUAGUUUGAUUCCAAUAUGUGGUAUGUGCAAGAGAACUAAUUGAAAGUGAGACAGAAAGAAGUAUAUGAUGAUUUGGACAAGGUAAAUUAUAGUAUGAGGCUACCAGAAAAGCUCUGAAAUAUACAGAAAACUUCUUUUAAAGGCAGAACAAAAAUUACAUAUCAAUAACUUCAAUACUGUUGUCUAAAUUUUGUUUUCUAACAUAACCUUGUCUUGACUUAGCUUUCUAUAAUUUCACCCAGUUGUCACCUCAUGUCAGAAAGGGAAAUGUUCUCUUCUUUCCUGGCUUACUUUAGUGGUUUCCUUUGCUACAAUCUUGUAUGUUUGUGCUUUCAAGAUAUGUAAUAACCAAAUAUUUAUAGUAGUACUGUAUUUUUUAGUCAUCUCUUAAAAUAAGUUGACAUUAAAGAGGAGUUGGACUUUGUAA